This is a messenger RNA of Doryrhamphus excisus (bluestripe pipefish), 1713 nucleotides long. RefSeq names its product phospholipase D family member 4 (gene pld4). The record is from RefSeq and is a predicted model, not a curated record. Gene Ontology annotation, molecular function: catalytic activity. Lineage: Eukaryota; Metazoa; Chordata; Actinopteri; Syngnathiformes; Syngnathidae.
ACAUUUGUUGUUUGUUCUGACUCUUUCUGCAUCAGCUUCACGUCACUGGUUCAUGAAAAGAUGAUCUCCAUGUGCAGCAGCCUAUGUGACUAUCUGUCAAACAAAAACGGGUCAAGGCACCUUGUGACUUUUGUUAUGGUAUUGGCCAGUCUCACCACCUUGGGGAUUCUGCUUGCUAUUGCUGUGCUUGAGAGACCCCGGGCUCCCCAGAGUCACGUCAUUCUUCCUCUGGAUGUAGUAGAUGGUGAUAAGCUUUCUGUGGACCAAUGCAGUAUGAGUCUGGUGGAGAGUAUUCCUCAACACGUAAAAUAUAAAGCCAAUGUAACAUUCGGGAUCCCUUUGGAAAAAGCUUGGAAAGAUCUUCUCUCCAUGGCAACGGAAGAGCUGGAAGUGGUGUCUUUUUACUGGACAUUGACUGGGAAGGACAUCAAUGUCAACUCUUCGUCUGAUAUACCAGGGCGGGAAAUCCUGGAGCACAAGUCGCUUCCCUCCAAGAACGUCUCUCUCCGACUAGUGACCAGCGUUCCUUCAAUUGUAGCAAACUCCACUGAUUUAAAGAUCUUAAAACAGAAAGGAGCGCAUGUGCGUAAGGUGAACUUUGGUCGCCUGACAAAUGGGGUCCUGCACAGCAAGUUCUGGGUAGUGGACAGAAAGCAUGUAUUUGUAGGCAGCGCCAACAUGGACUGGAGGGCUCUGACACAGGUCAAAGAACUGGGUGCCGUCAUCUAUAACUGCUCCAGUCUGGCAAGAGACCUCCAUAAGAUCUUCCUGUCUUACUGGGUGAUGGGACAGCCCAAUAGCACCUUGCCAGCUGUUUGGCCAAGCACCUUUGACACUAACAUCAAUAAAGCGCGCCCCCUGCUGGUGAAAGAUGGAAACAUCACCAGCCAACUCUACAUAGCAGGUUCCCCACCAUCAUUCUGUCCUGCAUCACGGACUCAAGACCUGGAGGCUAUUAUAUCCAUUAUCUCAGAAGCUGAACAUUCCAUUGACGUGGCUGUCAUGCAGUAUUUACCCACACGACAGCGCAUGAGAUACUGGCCCCUUAUUGACACCGCAAUCAGGACAGCUGCAGUUGACAGGAAGGUGAGGAUCCGGAUGCUUAUCAGCUGCAGGAGAAGCUUCUUUCCUGCAAUGCUGCCAUUCCUUCAGUCCCUCGCCUCACUGAACAGCAUCCAGGAGAAUAUCAGGAUCCAAAUUAAGUUGUACAUUAUACCAAUGGGAAACCAGACAAACAUUCCCUUUAGCCGAAUCAACCACAAUAAAUACAUGGUGUCUGAAAAAAUGGCCUACAUUGGCACAUCCAACUGGUCAGGGGACUACUUUGUAAACACAGCUGGAGUAGGUCUGGUGAUUUCCCAGCAAGCUCCUUACCCUUUAUGGAAGACCAAGACCGUGCACGGCCAGCUUAAGGCUGUGUUCAACAGGGACUGGUACUCUGACUUUGCGGUGAACCUGUCCACCCUGGGACAUCACCCAGAAUGUAUGCUGUCAUCAUGAGCAUUUAUAAAGGCUUUCCAUAUUCAGGCAUUUAACUCCAACUAUUUAGUUUUUGUCACCUUUAUAUCUACUAUUGAUAUGAACUAUUUCCACUUGUCCAUACAUUUUCUAUACUGCUGAAGACCUGAAUUAAUGAAGUAUUGUGUCGUAUAUUGUGAAAUUGUCUUAUUUUCAUAAAAUUGUUUUAAACUGUCCAUUUAAUGCAGAUGCUUU